AUGCCCCGCUCAUUUUUGGUGAAGAAGAUCAAACUUGAUGAUUUCUCUUCAUCCAACGCGGCUGCCAACAAUCACCAUCAGCAUCUGGACGACUCGUUGACUUUCGCACGCUCCAUCACAGACUCGGUGACCAGCCUCGGCGUUCGUCUGAGCGAGAAUGGCUACAUCCAGGAUUACAUCACGCCAUCUGUAUACCGGGGGGAGAAGAAGAUGGAGCACAAGCUGGUUUCGGACCCACUGUACACCCACGUGAGCAGCGGCGGCGAGUACUGCGACCCCGACCUGAAGCACCCCGACAGCCCCCAAUCAGGCAUGACGGCCAGCGGUUUCUACAGCGGUGAGUCGGAGGCCUUGGACGAGGGUUACACCAUGGAUGCCUUCUUCAUCUCCGACGGGCGCUCGAGAAGGAAGGGCGACGGCGAGGGUCGCGAGGGUGGCUCGAGGAGCAGCAGCGUCAACGCCGGUCUGCAGGAGAGCGGCGUCGCUGGAUCCGCUCGCCAUACCUGCAACGAGUGCGGCAAGACCUACGCCACCUCUUCCAACCUGAGCAGACACAAGCAGACGCACCGUAGCCUGGACAGCAAGAUGGCCCGCAAGUGUCCCACCUGCAGUAAAGUCUAUGUGUCCAUGCCGGCCUUGGCCAUGCACAUCCUCACCCACGACCUCAAGCACAAGUGCGACGUGUGCAGCAAGGCUUUCAGCCGCCCCUGGCUCCUCCAAGGUCACAUGCGGUCCCACACGGGGGAGAAGCCCUUCGCUUGCGCCCACUGUGGCAAAGCCUUCGCUGACCGCUCAAACCUCCGCGCCCACAUGCAAACACACUCUGCCUUCAAGCACUACAGAUGCAAGCGCUGCAAUAAGACCUUCGCUCUCAAGUCCUACCUGAACAAGCACUAUGAGUCGGCUUGCUUCAAGGGCUCCGCAGACGAAGACGACUCGGCAUCAGACAACUGA
Messenger RNA from Nerophis lumbriciformis (worm pipefish), 954 nucleotides. The record is from RefSeq and is a predicted model, not a curated record. NCBI's taxonomy places the organism in Eukaryota, Metazoa, Chordata, Actinopteri, Syngnathiformes, Syngnathidae.